GGCAAUCAGUGGUGAUAGUGGUGUAGUGUAAAUAUAUAGUAAAGAUUAACAAAAAUUUCAUUUCAAUAAUUUCCAAUAUUACGUGAUUUUUAUCGUGAUGAAUAUAUAAUUUAUAUAUAUGUUUUGACAUACGACAAUUUUAGUUUAUAUUCCUAUAAUUAUUCAUAAUUCCUAUAAUUAUUGUUAAGUUAUCUCUAGUACGUUAUAGUCAUAAACUAAUUCUUUUUUUAUGAAAAAAAAACUAAAAGAAACUUUAUUUUAAAAUGAUAUUAAAACGUAACAUUUUUCAAAAUUAAAUUGCCCAAAUAUAAUUAUAACAUAACAAUAACAUUGAUAAAGCGAUAUUUAUCACUAAUUUUGUUGGUGAGAUAUUUGAGUUGCUUCAGGAAGAUUUGUGGAUCCCUGACCAUAACCCCUGCCUAAACUAACUCCAUUCAAUGGGAAUCAGCCUUGCUUUUGGACACUAAAUUUUCAAAACCUGUUUCGUUGGUGUGCCUUCAAAAUUCUCAAUAAUUUCCCAAUGAUGACCUGCGUUCUUAUCCGAUUCCUGAAUCUAGGCAGGUGUGGCCUGCAAGUACUUAACAGGCGGUUGGGUAACUUCAACCAUUGCACUUUGGCUCUGGCCACACUCAACCUGGUCUGCAUUCUGUGCCUGCUCCAUUACCAACUGGUUCGCCAUGGUCGGGACUUGUACUUCUGGUGCGAGGAGCUGGAUAAGAGGCUCAUGGAAUACAUACUUUCCGGGAUCGUACUUAUGGCCACUGUGAGUGUGCUGGGAUCCUGUGUGGAUGGCUUUAUUUUUUCCACCCUGAUUCGUCGUAAAAUGAGUCAGUACGAUAUGCCGCGGCAGCAUUUUGAAGAACGUUACCGUAGGUUUGUGUUUAUACGAUUGGUCAGGAAAUUGGAGCAGGCCCUCAAAGUGCAGACCAAGCUUUCUGAAUUGGGCCAGAGGAUUGUGAUGCCAAACACAAACCUGUCCGAAGCUCAGCAACUAAUAAGGGGUGCAAUCGAUGAGUUUCGCACUGCUGUGCGAAUCCUACUGUGGCCUAAUCGAUCUGAUCUGUUGGCGGAAGCCUUUGUCCUCUUUCACAUUAGCGAAUCACAAUUAUCGGAUCUAGCACUCGAAGGUUACAAGCUAAACGACGUAAAGGGGGAAGACAUGUCCAACGCCCGUUUAAGCCAUAUGCUAAACCCACCAUGGUAUUAAAAAUUGUACCCAAAAUUAAAAAACUGCUUUCGUAAUUGGUUUAAGGGCUUGCAAUGAUAAGCGAACAGUGUAGUUGAGCCUUUUUAAAAAGGACUUCUAUUUGGUUACCAAAAAGAAAUCAUUAUAAACUCCUUAUAUAUUGAAUCUAAAACACGAUAAGUAUAAAGAAUUUUACUGUACCUUUAAGAAAAUGAAUUUGUUAAUUAGAGAAUAUUUAUUGGUUAUAUUAAAGAUUUUGAAAAACGGAAA
Drosophila eugracilis is the source of this 1456-nucleotide messenger RNA. RefSeq lists its product as uncharacterized. The coding region runs from base 521 to 1207 and encodes 228 amino acids. The record is from RefSeq and is a predicted model, not a curated record. Lineage: Eukaryota; Metazoa; Arthropoda; Insecta; Diptera; Drosophilidae. The transcript has a single exon.